AUGGUUGGAUUGAUUCAAACGAAGAAAGAGCUGGGUGAGAUUCGCGCUUAUGAUGUUUGCGAUCUUGCUGCCAAUGCUAAAAGCGCUACGAACGCUUCGCGUCCUGUCUUCUGCGAUGAUAUUGAUGGCUACUAUGCCAAGUUUCGGUCUUUUAUUAUCAAGCCCCUAGCUGUUACUUAUUCGCAGUUCGAGCAGAUUCUGAUGCUUGACGCCGACACGACGUUCUUCGUCAAUCCAACCGUUUUGUUUGACUCGAAAAAGUUUAAGACUACGGGCAUCUUUUUGAUGCACGAUCGCAUAAGCCAUGACUGGUUUUAUAUGGCUGAGCAGUCGUCCCCCGAGUUGUCGGUGGAGCAGAAAUACUUUUCAGAGUUUGACGUGACCCCAUUUAGGCCGUUGCCAACACUUCAGCGACCAAAAGCUACUGUUCAGAACAAGACCCCUGCCAAACUAAGUUUUAAGCCUAGCGACUUUUUGCUAAGCAGCCACUCGUUCAAUCGCCGCUCGGGCCAUCAAGUUGACUCUUCGAUGCUGAUGUGGGAUAAAAAGCGUCAACCUCGUGCGACGACAAUUUUAGCAUCUUUUAUUGCGAACAACGACAUCGCUUCACCUCCAUCUUACGGCGACAAGGAGCUAUUUUUCUAUGCGAGCGAAUUGGCAGAGACGCAGUACUCGUUCUCGGAUCACGCUAUGGGAGCUGUUGGCACAGAGGUUGAGGACCACGGUCCGAAGAAUUUAACGGUGUGUGGUGACAUGGCUCAAGUAUUUCCGAUUCGUCAAGAUGGAUGCCAGACGACGACGUACCUUUGUUCUACCUAA
Messenger RNA from Peronospora belbahrii, 819 nucleotides. The record is from the annotation of a GenBank genome assembly. Lineage: Eukaryota; Oomycota; Peronosporomycetes; Peronosporales; Peronosporaceae.